Messenger RNA from Solanum tuberosum (potato), 834 nucleotides. Its product is annotated as proline-rich receptor-like protein kinase PERK2. Gene Ontology annotation, biological process: plant-type secondary cell wall biogenesis. The transcript has a single exon. Bases 1 to 834 code for a protein of 277 amino acids. The record is from RefSeq and is a predicted model, not a curated record. NCBI's taxonomy places the organism in Eukaryota, Viridiplantae, Streptophyta, Magnoliopsida, Solanales, Solanaceae.
AUGGCAAAUGUUCAAAAUUUCAACUUCCCUUACUUCCCUCCAUUCCCACCUCAUAACUAUCCAUUUCCUCCACCAAGUGUGUCACCACCCCACCAACCUAAUACACCUCCUUUCCCUCCGAAAGUGGCCCCACCACGCCCACCGGUUGCACCAUCACCUCCAAAAGUGGUGCCACCACGUCCACCAGUCACACCAUCAUCACCACCAAAAGUGGCCCCACCACGUCCACCUGUUACACCAUCGCCACCAAAAGUGACACCACCACGUCCACCAAUUACACCAUCACCACCACGUCCACCGGUUAGACCACCUGCACCUCCACGUCCACGUCCAAGUCCACCGGUUACACCAUCACCACCACAUCAUUAUCCUAGUCCACCACCUCCAUCACCAAUUAAGCCACCACCCCGUCCUUUUUAUCCUCCACCACCACCACACGUUGUUCCAACUCCACCCCCAUCUCCACCAGGACAUCAUUCACAUACCAUCAUCAUUAUAUUCGUCUCGCUUGGUGGUCUGUUCUUUCUAGCAUUUCUCUCAGUUGCUCUGUGCUGCUUCCUUAAGAAGAAAAAGAAGAAAGCCUCUCAGGAAAUUGAUAUCGUGAAAGUGGAUGAACAUAGGAAAGUCCAUGAAGAUAUCGUAACCCGUCCAGAUGGAACAAAAGCUGUCAUUCUGACAAUUGAUGAAGAUAUACAUAUAGAUGAAGAAAUCGUGAAAAGGGAGAAAAUCGAGAAGGGUGCACUAGAACAAUUGGGAGGCGAACAUCUUGAUGCUACAAACACUACGGCAUCAUCAUCUAGUUCCAACAAUCACAAUCAUGACCAUAAAGGCUGA